This is a messenger RNA of Heterobilharzia americana, 1401 nucleotides long. Lineage: Eukaryota; Metazoa; Platyhelminthes; Trematoda; Strigeidida; Schistosomatidae. The record is from the annotation of a GenBank genome assembly.
AUGGAUUUAAGUCUCCCAACUAAUGCCUUUUAUGGAAUUGAGUUCCCAGCAGUAGUGAGAAACGUCGAAGUGGCUAUUGAAAUGCUUGGUGGGCUUACACAAAUUUCUGAGGUGUUUUCAGACGAUAAACGACGCUUGAAUCUCUCUUUUCGUCCACAUAUGUUGUAUGCUAAACCUGCAUGUGGAGAUGGUCGGUCAUCAAACUCCUUUGUCAUUCGAGUGCAACGCUGCAGAAACAAGAGAACAGGCGAGGUGAAACUGGUCCCGGUUAUCUUGGGGCGAGUUACUCGGGUCUAUAAAUUUGAAGCUAUGGCUGAUUUUCAGUUUGGUCCAUUUGAACAUAUUCAAACUGCAACUAGAACUGAUGGAUCCGGAGUAGCAUCUUCAAACUACAAAAUAUUCUACAAUGAUCUCAUAAUCAGGGAUCCGACAACAAUGAUUGAUUCUUAUCUAUCUCGUGAUAUGCCAUUGUAUUUGCCACCGGUUUUGUUUAGUCGUCAGGAUACUCCUAGUAUUUACAAUUUUGCUCCUCGUUAUCGUACGACUGAAUAUAUCCAACUUGAAGAAAAAGGACAUAAACUCCCUGUUUCAAGAAAAGCUCGACCAAAUUUUGGAUAUCUUGUAAAUCUGGACGAUGAAGCUCCUAUGUGUCCUAGGCCUGGAGCAGUACAACGUGUAAUAAAUCUUGGAUCAGCUGCUAUACCAGUAAAAGAAGGGAUUCAAAAACUUUUCGAUGAGAGACCAAUUUGGAUGCGUCCUGCUUUGGCUUACCAUAUGCCUGCAGAUACUCGAUUGGUUUAUUUUACCCAGAUACUCCCUUCUUUAGAUCCUGAAGCUCGACGUUAUCAGGUAAUUGAUUUUCGUGUUCAAGCCUAUAUGGUUGUACGUAAAUUAUUGUGUCAUUCAUCAGUUAGAAAACGUAUGCUAUGCACUGAUGCAACUAAACGAUUCUUACCUGAUUGUCGAAAAUCUUAUGAAUCUGUACGUUCUAGAGAAGAUAGUUAUAUUGAUGAAAUUUUGAAUUUUUCCAAUCAAGUCCCCCAAGAAGACAAUGUAGAUUCAGAUGGUGAUGAUGAUGAAUUAGAUCCAACUAUGAUUGAUGAUGCUGAAGAUGAGGAUGGAGAUGAUAGAAUACAGAAAACAUUGAACAAGGGUAUAGAUUAUCGUUUUGGACCAAAUAACUGGCCAACUACUCAUCAAGUUCGUUAUUGUCUCAUGGAUAUUGAAAUUCCUGAAGUUCAAGCUAUGCUAGAAGAAGUACCUGAGCGAACUGAAAUCGAUCCAAUCGAUGGUUGGCUUCCACCUGGAAGUAUUAAACGUAUACGUGAUCUCCUAGGACAGUAUUUAAAGAAGUGGAUAUCUGAAUCUGAUCCAACUCAUGGAGAUAAUUCAAUGGAAUAA